GCCACGGCACUCGUUCGGAACCCAGGGUAUGCCUCCUUGUCGCAGAAUGCAUGUGCCGCGAGACAUUUUUGGUUGUUUGAUCUCGGAUAUUCGGACCACGAGCAGGACCGCUUUUGAAGAAAUCCUUCGCUCCCACACCCUGUGAUACGUUCUUGCGAGGGAUAAGUUGAUACUCACUAGAAAUAGAUCGGUCCGGUAGGGUAUUGUAGAUUCCCGGCGUUUUACUUUAGUGUGGAAUAAUAUGUCCUCUGCGUCCGAAAAGGCGCUCGCUACCGGUUCUGAGAGUGAACCGAAGGACGGGGCGCUUACGCCGGAGAAAGCAGACAACGUCGCAGGCCUUCGGUCGGAGCAACUUCUCGCGAAACCUGGCAAGGACGGAUUGUCGACGUCGAAAGGGACGAGUAAUGCGAGUUCCAAAGGUGGGCGACUUGGACUCCCAGUUCCAGAGAAGAUAAAGAAGGUGGAUUCCUGCCCGCUGAACCAGCACGGGUGGACCCACACGUGCGAGCCGGACCUCCGGGGGAAGUACCAGGACAAUGUUGUUUGCCAGUCGCCCUUUUCCCAGGCCAUUGGCACCUUUACCGGCGCGGACGUCCGGGCAGGGAUUUCCGCGCUGCGCGCACAGGACGGCAGUGUGGGAGAGUUCGAGGGCAAGUUGCUCGGAAGGUUGGGCUUCCUGCUAGAAGAGGACGAGGACGCGGAGGAAACAACUUCUGAUGCCUUGAACCAAGUAGAGACUACUUCAGGCGAGAAUAAGAACACCGCAGAAGUUGCGAAAAGAAUCCGGACGACCGUGAACGUAAGUCAAAUCGGCGACGAGAAGCUUUACCAGUGGCCCAGCGCGGAGGGGCACUGUGCGCCGGGGAAGUGGGGCUGUCCGGUAUCCUUUUCGGACAAAAGCGUCGUCCAGGAAAAGCUCGAGAACGUGGACGAGGACGCCGUGGUGGUCCUGCAAGCAAAUCUUCACCGGGUGGUUUCCUACGACGCGCACGACGCCAUGCUCUUUCUCAGUUGCCGGUCCGUCCGGCAUCUGGCGCUCGUGCGCCCGUUACUGGAGGUCAAGGCGAACGCGGCCUACCAAGACAGAUUCGGGCACACCUGUUUACACCAAGCGGUGACACGUUGCAGUGCGGAAGGGGAUGCGGAGACGAUUUGCUUUUUACCCUCGUUCCAAGCGAUGCAGGCGAGGCACCUGCAGGACAUUGGCUGCCGAAACGUGGGAAACGUCGAUCCGGUGCUAAACGACGAUGCUGCAACUACGUCGGAAAAAAACGAAAAAACAGAGAGCCGAGCGUCGCUGACGGACUUUGACACAGACGUCCAUGCGGAGCAGCCGGGAGAGGAAAUUGAAAAAGCAGUGGCGGAGGCUGCCGGGGACACGGGAGAAGCUAAUGUCCUCAAACCUGCGGGAGAUAAUAACAUGGCUGAACAGCAGCGUGCGGUUUUGAGCGAAGAUGCAGGGGGAGAACCGAAAGAAGGCAGUCACACGCAGGCGGAGGGCGGCGACGCCAGUGACGAGACUGCCGGGAGCGCAGGAGAGGUUGUUCUCGCUGCAGACGGGACAGACACUCCACCGCCCGCUGCUACAGGUAACGCAGGGCAGGACCAGGUUACGAUCAGUAAAGCCUCCUCAUCCGCUCCUGCGAGUGAGGCGGCGUCCAAGAAGAAUGCCGAUCAGGCAACUGCUACUAGACAGGGAGACGCGUCGCAGCCCACCACAUUUCUUGAUGUGGUACAGCUUUUGUUACAGAACAAAGCCAGCGCAAACCAUCCAGUUUUCCCUCCGCUUCUGGAUUGCAAGAGCGUCCGGUGUUUGAGGCUACUGCUGGAUGCCAAAGCCUCACUACUGGUCCAGCGCAGCAGCGAAGAAAUUAUGCAGGAGGACAGUGCCCUCCACUGCUACGCUAUGCGGAACGACCGGGCCAUGGUGUGGGUCCUUUUGAAAGAAGCAGAAAAACGGGGGCAGCUGAAGCAGCUCGCAGCACUCAAGGAUCUGUUUGGCCAGUCGGCCGCGAGUGCCGUGCAAGACGAGUACGUCGGGCAAAUGGUGGUCCAGGCAGGCUGUGAAAUCAUCGAAGACUGGGUUUCCCCACUGAAUAAGGAUGGCGACCACGGCCAUCCGUGUGAGAGGAUUCGCAUAGCCGCGCGAAUCAAGUUUCGCUAUGUCACCCGCCGUGAGGCCGACUACCAGAUGCGACUUUGGCGGAAGGAAAACCCAGACUGGCGCAGGUGGAGCAUCAGGCAGGCAAAAGGAAGUUAAUCCGGAGCUUGCUCCAGUCUCGAUGCUUCGAUAUCGCCGGACAAAAUUGGAAUCCACGACUCUGGGUGCGUUUCCGGAACAAAAUGUACUUUUCAGUCAUAGAAUUGUAGCGACGGCAUGUUGGUUGUUGCAUUGUAAGAUGAUGUUGUACAACACGCGCAUUGUUUCACUACAUCGAAUCUCUUGUCUUCGGAAUGUAAAAUUUUUCGGUCUACAGAAGAGCUCGAUGAAGAAACGGAAAU
Messenger RNA from Amoebophrya sp. A120, 2502 nucleotides. The record is from the annotation of a GenBank genome assembly. NCBI's taxonomy places the organism in Eukaryota, Dinophyceae, Syndiniales, Amoebophryaceae.